This is a messenger RNA of Anas platyrhynchos (mallard), 1222 nucleotides long. RefSeq names its product procathepsin L. Gene Ontology annotation, biological process: proteolysis. Gene Ontology annotation, molecular function: cysteine-type peptidase activity. Lineage: Eukaryota; Metazoa; Chordata; Aves; Anseriformes; Anatidae. The record is from RefSeq and is a predicted model, not a curated record.
AAUGGAGGAAGUUGCACGUCUCUGAAGCUUCCUUGAGAGAAGAUUGUAAUCUGCCUUGCAGAGAGAAAAGUUGCUCCCCUUUCUCCCUGCCUUCUUUAGAGCCGGGUGGGUGCCAGUGCAUGGCUCUGCUGGGGAUUGAAACACAAAUGAUGUAGGAGGCCUCCGCCCAGCUGUCCUGUGAGAAAGACCAUGGCGGUGGUGCUGGGGCUGCUGCUGGCCCUGCUGGGCUGCAGCACGGCGCUGGACCUUGCCCUGGAGGAGGCGUGGGAAGGCUGGAAGAGCCUCUACGCCAAGGAGUACAGCAGGGAGGCUGAGGCUGUCCGCAGGGAGGUUUGGGAGAAGAACCUGCGGCGCAUCGAGCAGCACAACCGCGAGGAGGCCCGGGGGCAGCACACCUUCCGCCUGGCCAUGAACCACUACGGGGACAUGACGGACGAGGAGUUCAACCAGCUCCUGAACGGCUUCACCCCAGCGCAGCAGGAGGAGCCCCCGCUGCUCUUCCAGGCAUCGCCAGCUCUGAAGACGCCGGCAGAGGUGGACUGGAGGGCUAAGGGCUACGUGACACCUGUGAAGAACCAGGGGCACUGCGGGUCGUGCUGGGCGUUCAGCGCCACGGGGGCCCUGGAGGGCCUCGUCUUCAACCGGACGGGGAAGCUGGUGGUGCUGAGCGAACAGAACCUCAUCGACUGCUCUCGGAAGCUGGGCAACAAUGGCUGCCACGGCGGCUACAUGACCCGCGCCUUCCAGUACGUGCGUGAGAACGGCGGCUUGAACUCGGAGCACAUCUACCCCUACCUGGCCACGGACACGUCCAGCUGCAGGUACAACCCCCAGGACAGGGCGGCCAACUGCUCCACCAUCUGGCUGGUGGCCGAGGGCAGCGAGGCGGCGCUGGAGCAGGCGGUGGCGACUGUGGGUCCUGUGUCUGUGGCGGUGGAUGCCAGUGGGUUCUUCUUUCACUUCUACAAGUCAGGUGUCUUCAGCAGCAUGUUUUGCAGCCACCAGGUGAACCACGGGAUGCUGGCCGUGGGCUAUGGCACCAGCCAGGAGGGCGGGAAGAACGUGAGCUACUGGAUCCUAAAGAACAGCUGGUCCGAGGCGUGGGGCGAGCAGGGCUACAUCCGCCUGCUGAAGGGCGCCGACAACCACUGCGGGGUGGCCAGCCAGGCCAGCUUUCCUCUGCUCUGAGCCUCCUGGGCUGGAGCACGGGGCAGAAGGCAGC